This is a messenger RNA of Anisakis simplex (herring worm), 369 nucleotides long. NCBI's taxonomy places the organism in Eukaryota, Metazoa, Nematoda, Chromadorea, Rhabditida, Anisakidae. The record is from the annotation of a GenBank genome assembly.
AUCUUAUCUGGUAGCGCUUGGUUGCCAAAGGAAGACAUGAAUAAAAAGCUUGAAGAAACAAUAUCCGAUGAAAUGUAUACGAAUCUGAUAAUGGCGUUCGAUUAUUUAUGCUCAUUAGCGUUCUCAUCAAUGGAGCGUGACUUCAUAUUUGAGUAUCGAAUGCCAAUUGCUAGUGGCGCCGGAUCUCGAUUGUUUGGACCUGAGAUUCCUCAAGUGGAGGUGAUUCCCGAGACGAACCGACGUAUCGCACGUUCGGAAACAACCGUGAAAACAACCAAAGCCCUCGUAACGGUUUCUGACGCGGGUACAGGCAAAUACACUGUGAAUGGUCACGGUAUCGACGAAUUUAGAUCACUUCAAGCCAGGUAG